Penicillium nucicola is the source of this 3210-nucleotide messenger RNA. RefSeq lists its product as uncharacterized. The record is from RefSeq and is a predicted model, not a curated record. The transcript has 2 exons. NCBI's taxonomy places the organism in Eukaryota, Fungi, Ascomycota, Eurotiomycetes, Eurotiales, Aspergillaceae. The coding region runs from base 1 to 3210 and encodes 1069 amino acids. Gene Ontology annotation, molecular function: ATP binding; ATP-dependent chromatin remodeler activity.
AUGGCACCACCCGGUACUGCCACCCCAAGCUUUCGUGGUUCUUCCCCGGGGAUGGGGUCUCCAAAGCCAUCGACGAGCAGAGUCUCCAGCCCAGCCCCGAAAUCAGAGUCCAAUCUGACCAUCCAGUUCACCACGAGUCUUGAUGAAGCCAAUGAAAGUGACUCGAAACGAAGUCACUACGAAAUGAGUGACGAGGAAGAUAUUCGUCGGCCCAAUUUUAUCGAAGACAUCUAUGGUGUAGAACAACGCAAGAACCCACCGACAAAGAAGGUCAAAACCGACAACACAGACGAACAGCCCAAAAUGGCCAACACGCCGAUCACAAUAUCUGGGGAUACUGGAUUGGGCAAUUUCAUGAAGGAAGGGGAAGGAAAACAGUUCACAGCCGCAACUUCUUCUACUGUUGUUGAUUUGACCGCCGAUACCGCCAAUCCGUCCAACGAUGACGAUGACGACGUGCAAUGCACAGGUUCCGCAGACCUUAGCACCCAAAAGGUCUGCUUUGGGAGGAUUGAAAAUGCUUUCAUUAAUGCCCAUACUGUACCUCGUCCUCCACCAAACCCUGCCUUUGACGACUUUUUGUCUGGCUGGCCUUCGAUGAGGCUUGACCUUCGACGCCAUGCUGCGAGUGAUUUUCAAAUCGAUGCUAUUGAUCCUUUUGGGACCAUUUUUGGCAUGGUUGAUGCAAAGACUGCCAUGGGACUUUGCCCAUUGCUUGACUCCACUGCACAGCCCGUGGAAUUCACUGCGCGGCUUGACACCCGGAAGAAGCUUGCAGGAGAAGUGGCCAAUGAAUCGACAUCUGGUAUAUACCGUGCAUCCAUCAAUCUCUAUGGCCAGAGACAACACGCCAAUGCAAUUGGGAAAUUCCUGGGUCAGAAAAAUAUAUGGCUAGGCACUCCGUCAGCCGUGGCCCAAGGAACUACGGUUUACAACCCCCACGUGAACGUGCGCCGUCAGAUGAACGCAGCAGCAAUCGCAAACAAUAAUGCUACUGCACGCUCAGUCCCUCGAUAUGAGGUUCGAACUGCCGAGGAGGUGAAUGAUGCCGUUAUGAAGAUGUUUGAUCAGCUCAUCACUAAGGACAUCCCAACUAAGGAGCCAACUUCCCACAUCCUGACACCCCUGUUGCCCCAUCAGAAGCAAGCGCUUUGGUUCAUGACAGAGAAGGAGCAGCCACGCAAGUUUGGCCCCAAAGAAGAAGACAACAACUCAUUGUGGCGAGAGGUCCGCAGUGCUGAUGGGAAAACUCGAUACCGCGAGAUCAUCACAGGACUUGUUCUUGAUAGCAAACCCGAUGAGUCCCUUGGGGGACUGUUGGCUGAUAUGAUGGGCUUGGGCAAGACCCUGAGCAUUCUGUCUUUGAUAACUUCCUCUCUUGACUCGGCUCUUCAAUGGAAAAUGUCGGCACCCCACCCCCGCCUUGUACGUGCGAUUCCAGGUAUUCGCAACACACGCACUACGCUUCUGGUUGUUCCUUUGAGCGCCGUCAGCAACUGGAUUGCACAGAUCGAUGAGCAUCUUGCGCCAGACAGCAUCAAGUGUCAUACAUUCCAUGGCCCAAAUCGCAUCACUGAUUUGGACGAACUAUCCAAAUUUGAUGUUCUCAUCACCACCUACAGCACGAUUCUCAGUGAAAUGAAUGGGCGAGGUUCCAAGCGUGGACAAAGCCCUUUGAGGUUGAUGAACAUGUUCCGCAUUGUUCUUGAUGAGGCACACACCAUCAGAGAACAGAAUGCCAGACAAACAAAGGCUAUAUUGGAUCUUAACGCUGAGCGCAAAUGGUCUGUGACUGGAACUCCAAUUCAGAAUCGCCUGGAAGACCUCUUGUCCGUGACCAAAUUUCUUCACAUUUACCCUUACAAUGAACGAAGCAAUUUUGUGCAGCAUAUUUUGAGUCCUUUCAAAAGUGGUGAUCCUAAUGUUCUCGCUAGCUUGCGAGUUAUGGUGGACUCUUUCACUUUGCGCCGUGUUAAGGACAAGAUCAAUCUGCCACCCCGCAAUGAUAACAUGGUCACAAUGGAUUUCACCGAACAGGAGAAGCAAUUGCAUGAGUUCUUCCGCAAUGAGUCCAAUGUUAUGAUGCGUGUCAUUGCUGGAGAGACGAAGAGCAAGAUGGGCGGCCGGAUGUACCAUCAUGUUCUGAAGGCCAUGAUGAUUCUUCGCCAAGUCAGUGCCCAUGGAAAAGAGCUUCUGGACAUCGAGGACCGCGAGCGGAUCAAGGGAUUGUCUGUGCACGAUGCAAUCGAUCUGGAGGAAGGUGAACCGGCUGAGACACCUGCAGCCCUGGACAAAAAGGCGUAUGGCAUGUUCUCCAUGAGACAGGACAUGGCAGAGGAUCUGUGUGCAACCGAAACCUGCAACAAAAACCUCGAGCCAAUCCUCGCUGCGAACGGAGAAGUAGACCCCGAUGCCCCAAUGGCAAUCUACCUACCCUGUGGCUGUGUCUUCUGUCCAAACUGUUUCUCUGGUUGGAAAGAAGUGUUCGACUCAGUCUCUGAGACUCCCAUGGAAUGCCCCGGCUGCAAGGGUUGGACUGCUAUGGCCUACUCAGUGAUCACGCCUAAUGGUCUCGGUCAAUACCAGGCCCAGCAGGAUCAAGAACGCCGUGACCGCCAAACUGGGAAAAUCGGCAAGGUUUUCGGUGAAUAUGAGGGCCCGCACACCAAGACCAUCGCAUUGGUCAAUUAUCUGAAGGAAAGCGUCGAGGAUAGCAAGAAACUCAAGGGUGAAUCACCCAUCAAGAGCGUUGUCUUCUCCGGCUGGACCUCCCACCUGGACCUCAUCGAGAUUGCCCUGCGAAAUAACGGACUGAACGGCUUUGUCAGACUGGAUGGCACAAUGACUCUCGCUGCACGAAUGAAAACUCUCGAGCUUUUCGCAAAAGAUGAUUCAAUCACCAUUCUCUUGGCUACCAUCGGUGCAGGUGGUGUCGGUCUCAAUCUGACCUCCGCGUCGCGUGUCUUCAUUAUGGAACCACAAUACAAUCCCGCUGCCGUUGCUCAAGCUGUUGACCGGGUCCACCGUCUCGGACAAACUAGACCUGUGGAGACAUACCAGUUUAUCAUGAAGGGCAGUAUUGAGGAGAAGAUCCAAGAACUCGCCAAGAAGAAGCAGCAGCUCGCAGAUAUGAGCAUGAACCGCGGCAAACUGGAUAAGCGGGAGGUUCAGGAAGCUCGCAUGCGCGAGUAUCGUUCUCUCUUCAAGUGA